AUAAACAAGGUACAUAUGUGUGUAUUUAUUAUGUUGUUUACUACUUAUACUUACCUAUGUUUACCGUAUGUUAUCUGUAUUUACUAUUUUUAUCAUUGAAUGCUUUGUCUGUACCUUAUACUAUCGUCUGUUUAGUUCGAGGACGUAGUUUGUGUAUCUGUGCUUGUCUGUGAUUUUUUAUUAUUAUUGUAUUAACCAAUAAACAAAAGUACUCUAUUUAAUUAAUUCAGUUGUUUUAUAUGAUAUGAUACCUUGUAACAAUGAUAGUUAGAGGUCUAAAGAUUAUUUUUACAUAUAACUCCUCCUUAUGCAAGGCACAGUGUUUACGCAAAACAAUUAAUUUUCAUACGUCGGCAUUCUUGUCAACAUCAGCUGUUCUAAAGGAGGAGAAAAUAAAAGUUGGGGAUUAUGAUAUCAAUUAUCUAAAACUCGGGAAUGGGCCACGCAACGUACUGUGCGUGCCAGGAGCUCUUGGGUCUAUAUGGACCGACUUCAAGCCACAAGUGCAAGGUUUUGACCGGGAGAAAUUCACGUUGGUUGCGUGGGACCCUCCAGGUUACGGAAAAAGCAGGCCUCCCGACAGGAAUUUCCCAACUGAUUUUUAUGAAAAGGACGCAGAUUAUGCUUAUGAAUUUAUGAAGGCCAUAAAGCUGCCAAAGUACUCCGUGUUGGGAUGGAGUGACGGCGGAAUUGUUGGUAUGAUCCUCGCCGCCAAGCAUCCAGAUGCUGUUGACAAACUGGUCGUUUGGGGCAGUAAUUCGUUCAUCCUACCCAAUGAAAUUGAAUUAUAUAACAAGGUCAAAGACAUCAGCGCAUGGUCCAAGAAAAUGAAGGAACCCAUGAUUGAAUUAUACGGCGAUAAGUUCGCCAGUUACUGGGCUGAAUGGGUAGAUGGUGUAAUAAAUGUGUUCAAAGCCAACAAUGGAAAUAUAUGUUCAGAAAGGCUGAAGGAUAUUAAAUGUCCCACAUUAAUAUUGUACGGAGAGAAGGACCCAAUGGUGGAUAGUGUGCAUGCCUCACAUCUACACACACACAUUGAUAAUUCACGAUUAUAUCUCUACCCGGAUGGCAAACACAACAUUCAUAUAAAAUACGCCGAGGAUUUCAACAGAAGAGUACAAGAGUUUUUGUUACAAACAUAACUCAAUGUUUCGUUACAAAUGUUUUUUAAAUCGCAUAAUUUUCUAUUAAACGUAUCUAUAGCUAACUAAAUGUUCAUUUUUCGUUGUUAAUGAAAUCCAUUGGCAAACUAAUAAUAAUAUUAGAAAAUGUUACCUAAGGCGCAUCUGUAUGCUGUAAUUCUGUGACGACUGUACUGUAAGUUUAUUUACAUUACUUCUUCAAUGUCUCGAAAUGGUCCUUUGAGCCGGACAAAGACCAUGACAUUGUUUUUAUUAGGGAUAUUGUUUCUGGAACUAUGUUAAUUCUGUUUUAGAUUAUGAAUAUAUAAAACGGGGAAAACAAAAGAACGUAACAAUAUUCCCAUAUUUUCAUUUACUCCUUAUUAAGCAUGUUUCAUUUCUGAACAAAACAAUUUACAAUAACACAAAUUCAAUGUAAAACGAAUAAUGACUUGUUUGUCCGUACUGUACAACUGUGAACUGGCGUCUUGGACGCUACAAACAGACAUUCCUGUAUGGCUGAACAAUCACACGCACAUCAUUUUGUUCAUUAGCAUGUUACAGUUUUGACUACACAUUACUAUGGGCAUUGGUUAGUGAAAAAAAAUACUAAACAAUUCUUUUUACAAUUAUUAAAUGACUGAAUGAAACUGUGACAUAAAUUAUAAAUAUGUUCAGAGCCUAACUAUAAAUCAUCAGUCAAUAUUAAAAUAAGGGCGAACACAUACGAGCGUAACGCGAGUGUGGUUGUGUUAGUACAAAACAAAACAAAUAUUUGCGUUGCAUUUCCACUAAAAUUUCAUAUAAAAGGUGACAUUCUUAUUAAUCAAACGCAACUCUCGACUCGCAAAACUACGUUCGUGUGACUCCGCCCUAAAUAUGCUUCAACAAUGUAAACAUGUGUUUCAUUUUAAUAAAUAUUUAUUGCAUUUAUUGCACUGUGUAUAACAUAUCAAAAACCUGAUCUACAAUUUAGUAUUGUAUUUACACAAUUUAUCUACCAGUAAAUGUAUAAAAAAUGUUUACAUUAUAUCAAGGCACACGUUAUGAGCUGUCCGCGACAUAAGCGCGGCGCCGCGCACACUUUACUGUAUAUGACUUUAUAAAUUACGUUUUACAAGUAUAUAAACAAACACACAUAAGCGGCCUACCUCGAUAAAUACGUAAGAAAAUAUCAUGACCAUAUCAAAUCAUUCACUAAUUCAUGUAAGCUUCUCUUAUCUCAUAAAUAAUUUCUCUAGUUACAAAAAUAGUAUACACUGAAUGGAACAACACUAGAUAUCGCGGGGGAAGCCCCGUCAGCACCAAGUUAGCUGCACUGCCUUCGCGUGAGUCUAUGUCUAUACAGAUCUAUACAGAACAGGGGCGAAGCUAGUGAUGGGCAAGCACAGAUACAUUUAACCUAAGCUGACUAAAUACUCAGUAUAUAAUUAAUAAAUACUGAGUUCUUACUGCUGAGUAUUUACUCAGUGUCACGUAAAAAAAUACUUUUUAUACAUAAUAUAAUAAACAACUCUCACUUACUAAUAUCAUACAUCGCGUUUUAUUCCCAAACUAAGUAGAAGUUAUAAUGAGGAUACUAGGCAACAGAUAGACAUACUUAAAUACAUAAAUAAAAUAACUAGGUUAAAAUAAAUACCCAGAUCAACAUAGACAUAUUCAUAAAUGUUUGUAUUAUGCGAAAAUGAAACCUACUUUAUGAAUCAUCUUCGCCAGUGUUAAACCGUUACAACACCUACAUCAUCAUCACAAAACUCACUCACAAACAUACACUGUAUAUUGUAUACAGUGUAUGUUUGUGAGUGAGUU
Achroia grisella is the source of this 2930-nucleotide messenger RNA. Its product is annotated as valacyclovir hydrolase. The transcript has 5 exons. Lineage: Eukaryota; Metazoa; Arthropoda; Insecta; Lepidoptera; Pyralidae. Bases 261 to 1142 code for a protein of 293 amino acids. The record is from RefSeq and is a predicted model, not a curated record.